CACUGAAAAAUUCUGUGCUUAUAUAUACACAACCUUCUUUUUGAUGAAGACUCCAAACAGAAAUUGUGAAGAUGGAGUUGUUUCAGCAGACAAUGAUGCUUUUUAUACUGUUUCUGGUUCUGGUUUUGGUUCACUGUGAAAAUCCAUACAGAUUUUUCACUUGGAAUGUAAGUUAUGGGACCAUUUGGCCUCUGGGUGUUCCACAGGAGGGAAUCCUCAUCAAUGGCCAAUUCCCAGGUCCUCAGAUCGAUUCAGUCACAAAUGAUAAUCUAGUUAUCAAUGUCUUCAACAAUUUGAGGCAGCCUUUCCUGAUUACUUGGAAUGGAGUCCAACAUCGAAAAAACUCAUGGGAAGAUGGGGUGCUGGGAACCAAUUGCCCAAUUCCUCCUGGCAAAAACUUCACCUAUAAAUUCCAAGUAAAAGAUCAGAUUGGAAGCUACUAUUAUUUUCCUUCAACAUUAUUCCACAAGGCAGCUGGAGGGUUUGGGGGAUUGACCAUUGCAAGCAGGCCUCUAAUCCCUGUUCCCUACCCUCCUCCUGAUGGGGAGUACACCCUUCUUAUUGGGGAUUGGUACAAAAGAAAUCAUUCUGAGCUGAGAAGAAGACUUGACAAGGGAAUUCCUUUAGGCAUACCUGAUGGUGUUCAAAUAAAUGGGCUUGGUGGUAGCUCUCGUCCGUCCUUCAAUGUUGAUGGAGGUAAAACUUACAGGCUUAGAAUUUCAAAUGUGGGAUUGUCAACUUCAUUAAAUUUCAGGAUUCAGGGACACAACCUGACAUUGGUAGAAGUGGAAGGAUCACACACAGUACAAAGUACUUAUGACUCCCUGGACAUCCAUGUGGGUCAGUCAUAUACAGUCCUCAUUACUACCAACCAACCUCCAAAAGAUUAUUACAUAGUGGCAUCCACCCGCUUCGUAAAACCAGUUCAUGCUGGGAUAGGACUCCUCCAUUACAGUAAUUCAAAUCAGUCUGCAUCAGGCCGGUUUCCUCCAGGUCCUCCUAGACGCAUUGAGUGGUCUCUUAACCAAGCAAGAACCAUCAGAUGGAAUUUAACAGCCAGUGCAGCUCGCCCCAACCCACAAGGUUCAUAUCACUAUGGGUCAAUAAAUGUAACAAGAACGAUCAUUCUCUCCAACUCAGAAGUACAAAUUGACAACAAACAGCGAUAUGCAAUCAAUGGGGUCUCCUAUGCCCAACCUGACACACCCCUGAAGCUGGCCGAUUUCUACAACAUCUCAGGAGUUUUCGCUUUGAAUAGCAUUCCUGAUCACCCAACAAAAGGGAUUCAACUCCAGACUGCUGUAAUGUCUGGCGACUAUAAGACCUUCGUUGAAAUUGUCUUUACAAAUCAUGAGAAAACUAUUCAAUCCUGGCACUUGGACGGCUAUUCCUUCUUUGUCGUUGGUAUGGACCGGGGCCGAUGGAGUCCUGCAAGCAGGAAAAGUUACAAUUUGUUUGAUGCAGUUUAUCGUUGUACUGUACAGGUAUAUCCCAGGUCCUGGACAGCGAUUUUAACCUCACUGGACAAUGCAGGGAUGUGGAAUAUAAGAUCUGCAUCAUGGGAAAGGCAAUAUCUGGGGCAGCAAUUUUACCUUCGGAUUUUUGGUGGGUACAACCCAAGAGAUGAGUACUCUGUUCCCUUAAAUGCUCUCAAGUGUGGGAAGGCUAAAGGCUAUCACACAUCGGGGCAACGCACCACCCUUACAGACGAAUGGUCAUCUACAAUGUAAUCCUUUCAUUAUUCAUUAUAUUAAAUUAUUUUCGAAUAAAUGAGGGCAUAAAUCUUCACAGCUUCAGCCUGAUUUUAAUGCCCUCUAGGCCAAAAUGGUCUUUGGAAAGUAUCACAGUGUGUCUACAUAUAUUUGGAAGAUUGUUGGUAUAUCAAAGUGGGUAUGAAUGUUUCUAAAAUUGUUUGGUGCUCACAUAUACAGACUGUUGCUUAUCACCUUUUCCUCUUUUCAUCAUGGGGUAUAACGUGAUAGUUAUAAACAAAUUCUUGAACUAUGAACAGCAAUCAGCAUCAGAAUCAUAGAAUCAAUGAGUAGUAAACAGCAUCAGAAUCGCAAGAAUCAAGGUUUUUAAUUCUUGGUAUUGUUCUUUCUACUGAAUUUAGAAUUGAAGGGAGCAGAAUUGAGUCCAAAUUUUGACAUUAGCUCAGUGUGUCUGAAUAGAGGAAAGGCCAAGUUAAACCUUCAUUGUAAUGUGGACAAUAUGUCCCAAAUAAAAGUUAAUUAUUUUAGUUAAUUUUCUUCACUACAAAAUUCAUCU
This is a messenger RNA of Cryptomeria japonica (Japanese cedar), 2268 nucleotides long. Its product is annotated as L-ascorbate oxidase homolog. The record is from RefSeq and is a predicted model, not a curated record. The coding region runs from base 72 to 1730 and encodes 552 amino acids. Gene Ontology annotation, molecular function: oxidoreductase activity; copper ion binding. Lineage: Eukaryota; Viridiplantae; Streptophyta; Pinopsida; Cupressales; Cupressaceae. The transcript has 8 exons.